This is a messenger RNA of Lathyrus oleraceus (garden pea), 876 nucleotides long. RefSeq lists its product as uncharacterized. Lineage: Eukaryota; Viridiplantae; Streptophyta; Magnoliopsida; Fabales; Fabaceae. The record is from RefSeq and is a predicted model, not a curated record. The transcript has 2 exons. The coding region runs from base 1 to 876 and encodes 291 amino acids.
AUGACUAGAGUCAUGUUUGACCUUCGUAGAGGACCUACCGUGCCAGUUGCUAGUGUCAGUGCAGCAAUGGAUAAGACCGACCGAAGAAAAACCUAUCAGUACAAAUUGAGAGACUCCAAGGUCGAUGAGUUGAGGAAGCUCAGUGAGUGCCUUACUGAAGAUUACCGAGUAGCCUUCAAGCAAGCCUAUGGCAACCUGUUGGGGGUUUUGUCUACCAAGGAGGAUUCAGGGUUGAUGUUCACAUUCACACAGUUUUAUGACCCCACUUUGCAUUACUUCACGUUCCAGAACUUUCUUCUAGCUCCCACACUAAAGGAGUUUGCCCAUCUACUACAGUUACCAGUCAAAAACCAGGCUCCCUACAUGAUUGAGGAGAACUUCCCAGACUCCGCAAAUAUAGCUCAAGCCUUGUGCAUGAAGAAGGAUCUAAUCGAGUCCACUCUCCAUAUCAAUGGUAACACGCAGGGCCUACAGUCCAAAUUCAUAUUCGAGAACGCCGUUAUGUUUGCUAACAGUGGAAGCUGGGACGCAUUUUACGCCAGCUUUGCAUUACUCAUCUAUGGAUUGGUGUUGUUCCCGAAUGUUGAAGGCUUUAUUGACAAGACCGAUAUCACCAUAUUCAUCUCCCAAAACCCGGUUCCCACCUUACUAGCUGAUGUAUUCUUCUCCUUCCAUUGGAGAAACAUGAAGAAAGGGGGAACCAUCAAUUGUUGCAUUCCUCUGCUUCAGAAAUGGAUUGUGUCCUAUCUCUCGAAGAAAGGGUCGUUUGUUGAUAAUGUGGGUGAUUUGAAAUGGCCACAAAGGUUGAUAUCAUUAGACGCUGAAGACGUCGUCUGGUUUAGUCUCGAUUACUUGAGAGUGGAGUUGAUAUUCUGA